GGCUACGCCACCAGCCAGGUCUUCAAGGUUAAAAGGAUUGUCCUGGAGAGGCUGGGUAUCGGCGGUCUGGAUAACGAGUUUGAUGUGAUCUUCCGCCGCGCCUUUUGCAGCCGCAUCUUUCCGCCGUCCAUUAUACAGCGCCUGGGCAUUAACCACGUGAAGGGUGUGCUGUUGUACGGGCCGCCCGGCACGGGCAAGACGCUGAUUGCGCGUCAAAUAGGCAAGAUGCUCAACGGCAAGGAGCCCAAGGUUGUCAACGGUCCGGAGGUUCUCAACAAGUUUGUGGGCCAGAGCGAGGAGAACAUCCGAAACCUG
Messenger RNA from Astrephomene gubernaculifera, 315 nucleotides. The record is from the annotation of a GenBank genome assembly. NCBI's taxonomy places the organism in Eukaryota, Viridiplantae, Chlorophyta, Chlorophyceae, Chlamydomonadales, Astrephomenaceae.